Knipowitschia caucasica is the source of this 699-nucleotide messenger RNA. The record is from the annotation of a GenBank genome assembly. Lineage: Eukaryota; Metazoa; Chordata; Actinopteri; Gobiiformes; Gobiidae.
AUGGCUGCCAAAAUUGUCAUGCUCCUGUCCACACAGCUCCUGUCCACGCAGCUCCUGUCCACACAGCUCCUGUCCACACAGCUCCUGUCCACGCAGCUCCUGUCCACACAGCUCCUGUCCACACAGCUCCUGUCCACACUGCUCCUGUCCACACAGCUCCUGUCCACACAGCUCCUGUCCACACAGCUCCUGUCCACGCAGCUCCUGUCCACACAGCUCCUGUCCACACAGCUCCUGUCCACACAGCUCCUGUCCACACAGCUCCUGUCCACACAGCUCCUGUCCACACAGCUCCUGUCCACACAGCUCCUGUCCACACAGCUCCUGUCCACACAGCUCCUGUCCACACAGCUCCUGUCCACACAGCUCCUGUCCACACAGCUCCUGUCCACACAGCUCCUGUCCACACUGCUCCUGUCCACACAGCUCCUGUCCACACAGCUCCUGUCCACGCAGCUCCUGUCCACACUGCUGAUCAGGCUGGUGCUGCUGAUGCUGGUCCUGCUCAUCAUCAGGCCCUGGCUCCUCUUCCACUGGCUCCCAGAGAUCACCAUCGCUGACGCAGAUGUUGUGCAGGAUGGCGCAACAGGCAGUCACCUCGACUGCAAAGAUCGUGCCCGUGCAUGGUGCCGGUUGAAGCGGGCUUCCACUGGGCUCCGAACAGGCUCUCUGUAUGGAGGGAGGAGUGUGAUGGGCUGA